This is a messenger RNA of Myotis brandtii (Brandt's bat), 1296 nucleotides long. It is a transcript of the gene MISO1, whose product is annotated as chromosome unknown open reading frame, human C3orf33. Lineage: Eukaryota; Metazoa; Chordata; Mammalia; Chiroptera; Vespertilionidae. Bases 56 to 883 code for a protein of 275 amino acids. The transcript is spliced from 5 exons. The record is from RefSeq and is a predicted model, not a curated record.
CGAUGGUCCCUGUGAAAGGGUCGUUCGACCCCCAGGUUGAGAACCCCUGUGCUAGAUGAAGAGAUGUGGCAUUAGUGAGUGGUGGGUAUGUAGGUGUGAACUGAUCAGGCCUCCACGCUGCCAGAACAUCAGCACCAUAAUGGCCAUAGCUGGAAUAUCAUUACUUCUAAGAAGUGUUCGGCUGACAUCAAAAUUUACAAGUUCUUCAGACAUUCCACUAGAAUUUAUAAAAAAGAAUGUUAAACUACGUGGACGAUUACGCCGACUAACUGAGGAUGUUUUAGAAAUUGAACAUAUUCCUAUUACUUUACCUAUUAUAUCGUCAUGGAGAAAAGAGCCCUGUGGUGUUUUGCUGGUUAAGCUGGCUGGAGUAGAACUCACGAAAUCUGGGAAGGUGUGGUUACAAAAAGAACUAAAACCUUCCCAACUACUGUGGUUCCAGCUUCUCGGAAAGGAGAAUUCAGUACUCUUUUGCUACCUUUUAGUGAAUAAGGGUAGAUUUUUUAAUGUGAAUCUAAAUGAAGACAUUUUGAGAAGAGGCCUUGGCAAAACUGUUCUUGUUAAAGGACUAAAUCAUGAUUCUAAAAUGUAUUGGAAAAUUCACAAACGCUUACUUAAAGCUGAAUUAACAGCCUUAAAAAAGGGAGAAGGAAUAUGGAAGGAAGAAUAUGAAAAAAAAUCUUAUUUGGAAAAAUUCAAAGACUCCUGGGGAGAAUAUUGGAAGAAAGAUAGUUAUUUUAAAAAAAUUGGAUCAGAUUUCAACCUGAAAAAAGAAAGUUAUUAUGACAAAUUUAGAAGUACUUAUGAAGCAUGGAAAGACAACUCCUUAAUACUGAAGUUCAGAGAACUUAUGAGUCGCAUACACUUUCGUAGAAAAGGGUGAAAUAUUCCAAGAGGUCUAGAGGUGACCUACUCUGAAAAGAGUAAAAUAUGUAACUAUAUGGACAUAUUUCAUUGAGUUGAAAUGGGAAUUUCUCAAAAUGACCCAAGUUGUAUUUUCAUGGUAUUUAAAUAUUUAAGAGAUGAUUGUUAUAAAGGUGACAUCAGAAUAAUUUAAACAAAAUGUGAUUAAUGUAAUAUGCUUUUAGGAAAAAUUAAACACCCUAUAAAAAUGUACCAGGUUGGGGGAUAUAUACAUGUUGUGCUGAUAUUUGAAGAGAGAAUUUAAUUGUAUGGGUCAUUGUGUUCUUUAGUUAUUUUGGGCAGCCAUAUUUAAGUUGUUUUUUUUUAAAGAGAAUAUUUCUUCCAGUUUUAUCAAGUUUGAUUAUUUAUAAUAAAGGAGCUGUUUAUAACCCA